Messenger RNA from Apodemus sylvaticus (European woodmouse), 4101 nucleotides. RefSeq names its product erb-b2 receptor tyrosine kinase 4 (gene Erbb4). Gene Ontology annotation, biological process: positive regulation of kinase activity; positive regulation of cell population proliferation; multicellular organism development. Gene Ontology annotation, molecular function: ATP binding; transmembrane receptor protein tyrosine kinase activity; epidermal growth factor receptor binding. The transcript has 29 exons. The record is from RefSeq and is a predicted model, not a curated record. The coding region runs from base 1 to 4101 and encodes 1366 amino acids. NCBI's taxonomy places the organism in Eukaryota, Metazoa, Chordata, Mammalia, Rodentia, Muridae. Gene Ontology annotation, cellular component: signaling receptor complex; basal plasma membrane.
AUGUUCUUUGACUGUGCUGAGCUCUCCUGGGGAUUCCCCGGUGUCAUUGAACAGCAUUUUAAAUUCAGCAGGUACCCUUUUGAAGAAGAAGUUAGUCCUCAAUAUUAUAACGUGUUGCAAUGCAAGCUCAUUAUUGUCAAAUUAGAUUCACUGACCUUCACUGUCAUGGACCAGGAUAAAACAGGCAGCAUAAGAAGGACCCUCUUAGGAGGUAUCCAUGUUGUCCGAGACUAUGAUGACUUGCACCUGAUGAAGGCUUUCUUGCUGCACCACCACAUGGUGAAAGUGUGUGCAGGAACAGAGAACAAACUGAGCUCUCUCUCUGACCUGGAGCAGCAGUACCGAGCCUUGCGCAAAUACUAUGAAAACUGCGAGGUAGUCAUGGGCAACUUGGAGAUCACCAGCAUCGAGCAUAACCGGGACCUCUCCUUCCUGCGGUCUAUCCGAGAAGUCACAGGCUAUGUACUGGUGGCACUCAACCAGUUUCGUUACCUGCCUCUGGAGAAUUUACGCAUUAUUCGUGGGACAAAGCUGUAUGAAGAUCGCUAUGCCUUAGCGAUAUUCUUAAACUACAGGAAAGAUGGCAAUUUUGGACUUCAAGAACUUGGAUUAAAGAAUUUGACUGAAAUACUAAAUGGUGGAGUCUAUGUAGACCAGAACAAAUUCCUGUGUUAUGCUGAUACUAUACACUGGCAAGAUAUUGUUCGGAAUCCAUGGCCUUCCAACAUGACUCUGGUGUCAACAAAUGGGAGUUCUGGAUGUGGAAGAUGUCAUAAGUCUUGCACUGGCCGAUGCUGGGGACCCACAGAAAAUCACUGCCAGACCUUGACCAGGACUGUGUGUGCUGAACAAUGUGAUGGCAGGUGCUACGGACCCUAUGUUAGUGACUGCUGUCAUCGAGAAUGUGCCGGAGGCUGCUCAGGACCAAAGGACACUGACUGCUUUGCCUGCAUGAACUUUAAUGACAGUGGAGCCUGUGUUACUCAGUGUCCCCAAACAUUUGUCUACAAUCCAACUACCUUUCAACUGGAACACAACUUCAAUGCAAAGUACACAUAUGGAGCAUUCUGUGUUAAGAAAUGUCCACAUAACUUCGUGGUAGAUUCCAGUUCUUGUGUACGAGCUUGCCCUAGUUCCAAGAUGGAAGUAGAAGAAAAUGGGAUUAAAAUGUGUAAGCCUUGCACUGAUAUCUGCCCCAAAGCAUGUGAUGGAAUCGGCACUGGAUCAUUGAUGUCUGCUCAGACUGUGGAUUCCAGCAACAUUGACAAAUUCAUAAACUGCACAAAGAUCAAUGGGAAUCUCAUCUUUCUUGUCACUGGUAUUCAUGGGGACCCUUACAAUGCUAUUGAUGCCAUAGACCCAGAGAAACUGAAUGUCUUUCGAACAGUCAGAGAAAUAACAGGUUUCUUGAACAUACAGUCUUGGCCUCCAAAUAUGACAGAUUUCAGUGUUUUCUCCAACCUUGUCACCAUCGGAGGAAGAGUCCUCUAUAGUGGUCUCUCACUACUUAUCCUCAAACAACAAGGUAUCACUUCCCUACAGUUCCAGUCUCUGAAGGAAAUCAGUGCGGGCAACAUCUACAUCACUGACAACAGCAACCUGUGCUAUUACCAUACUAUUAACUGGACAACACUCUUCAGCACCCUUAACCAGAGAAUAGUGAUCCGAGAUAACAGAAGAGCUGAGAACUGUACUGCUGAAGGGAUGGUGUGCAACCACCUGUGUUCAAACGAUGGCUGUUGGGGACCUGGGCCAGACCAGUGCCUGUCAUGCCGGCGCUUCAGCAGGGGAAAGAUCUGCAUAGAGUCUUGCAACCUUUAUGAUGGGGAAUUCCGAGAGUUUGAAAAUGGCUCCAUCUGUGUGGAGUGUGACUCCCAGUGUGAGAAAAUGGAAGAUGGACUCCUCACAUGCCAUGGACCGGGACCUGACAACUGUACUAAGUGUUCUCAUUUUAAGGAUGGUCCAAAUUGUGUGGAGAAAUGUCCAGAUGGCCUACAAGGAGCGAACAGUUUCAUUUUUAAAUAUGCAGAUCAGGAUCGGGAGUGCCACCCUUGUCAUCCAAACUGCACCCAGGGGUGCAUAGGCUCAAGUAUUGAAGACUGCAUCGGCCUGAUGGAUAGAACUCCACUGAUUGCAGCCGGAGUCAUUGGCGGGAUCUUCAUCGUGGUCAUCAUGGCUCUGACAUUUGCUGUUUAUGUCAGAAGGAAGAGCAUCAAAAAGAAACGUGCUUUGCGGAGAUUCCUGGAGACAGAGCUGGUAGAGCCUUUAACCCCCAGUGGCACAGCACCCAAUCAAGCUCAACUUCGCAUUUUGAAGGAAACAGAACUAAAGAGGGUGAAAGUCCUUGGCUCAGGAGCUUUUGGAACUGUUUAUAAAGGUAUUUGGGUGCCUGAAGGUGAAACAGUGAAAAUCCCUGUGGCUAUUAAGAUCCUCAAUGAAACAACUGGCCCCAAAGCGAAUGUAGAGUUCAUGGAUGAGGCUCUGAUCAUGGCAAGUAUGGAUCACCCACACCUAGUUCGCCUACUGGGCGUAUGUCUGAGCCCCACUAUCCAGUUGGUUACUCAACUGAUGCCGCACGGCUGCCUACUGGAUUAUGUCCAUGAACACAAGGAUAACAUUGGAUCACAGUUGCUGUUGAAUUGGUGUGUCCAGAUUGCUAAGGGAAUGAUGUACCUGGAAGAAAGACGGCUUGUUCAUCGGGAUCUGGCAGCUCGUAAUGUCUUAGUGAAAUCUCCAAAUCAUGUUAAAAUCACAGAUUUUGGACUGGCCCGACUCUUAGAAGGAGAUGAAAAAGAAUACAAUGCUGAUGGUGGCAAGAUGCCGAUUAAAUGGAUGGCUCUGGAAUGUAUACAUUAUAGGAAAUUUACACAUCAAAGUGAUGUUUGGAGCUAUGGUGUCACCAUAUGGGAACUGAUGACCUUUGGAGGAAAACCCUAUGAUGGAAUUCCAACUCGAGAAAUCCCAGAUUUAUUAGAGAAAGGAGAGCGCUUGCCUCAGCCUCCCAUCUGCACUAUAGAUGUUUACAUGGUCAUGGUCAAAUGUUGGAUGAUCGAUGCUGACAGCAGACCUAAAUUCAAAGAACUAGCUGCUGAGUUUUCAAGGAUGGCUAGAGACCCACAAAGAUACCUAGUCAUUCAGGGUGAUGAUCGUAUGAAGCUUCCUAGUCCAAAUGACAGCAAAUUCUUCCAGAACCUCUUGGAUGAAGAGGACUUGGAAGAUAUGAUGGAUGCUGAGGAAUAUUUGGUCCCCCAGGCUUUCAACAUCCCUCCUCCCAUCUACACAUCCAGAACAAGAAUUGACUCCAAUAGGAGUGAAAUUGGACACAGCCCUCCUCCUGCCUACACCCCCAUGUCGGGAAAUCAGUUUGUGUACCAGGAUGGGGGCUUUGCUACACAACAAGGAGUGUCCAUGCCCUACAGAGCCACAACCAGCACCAUCCCAGAGGCUCCAGUAGCACAGGGCGCAACAGCUGAAAUGUUUGAUGACUCCUGCUGUAAUGGUACCUUACAAAAGCCAGUGGCAACCCAUGUCCAAGAGGACAGUAGCACUCAGAGGUAUAGUGCUGAUCCUACAGUGUUUGCUCCAGAACGGAACCCUCGAGGAGAGCUGGAUGAAGAAGGCUACAUGACUCCUAUGCAUGACAAGCCCAAACAAGAAUAUCUGAAUCCAGUGGAAGAGAACCCUUUUGUGUCCCGGAGGAAGAAUGGAGACCUUCAAGCUUUAGAUAAUCCGGAGUAUCACAGCGCUUCCAGCGGUGCCCCCAAGGCAGAGGAUGAGUAUGUGAAUGAGCCUCUUUACCUCAACACCUUCGCCAACGCCUUGGGGAAUGCAGAGUACAUGAAAAACAGCGUACUGUCUGUGCCAGAGAAAGCCAAGAAAGCAUUUGACAACCCCGACUACUGGAACCACAGCCUGCCGCCUCGGAGCACCCUUCAGCACCCAGACUACCUGCAGGAAUACAGCACAAAAUAUUUUUAUAAACAGAAUGGACGGAUACGCCCUAUUGUGGCCGAGAAUCCUGAGUACCUCUCGGAGUUCUCACUGAAGCCAGGCACUAUGCUGCCCCCGCCGCCCUACAGACACCGGAAUACUGUGGUGUAA